GGCAGAAGCCAAGAAGUCUCUGUUUCCACGUCUGCCUAACCUAGUAGCUGUUGGCAGUCUCUCGGCUUGUCAAGUGAAAGGAAGUGGACAGACGCAGGACCGCUUCUGAAUAUCAAUGCUGAACUGGAGCACUAAAUAUCCGGAGCUUACGGGGAUAAACUAUAAGUGAGGUCAAAUUUUCACAACGCACACAGCUCGGGUGAAGAUAAGUGAAUUGUUCGGAUCGGAAGGAGGACAUUUGGAUAGUUUGACACCAGGAGAAUGUAUGCGACUUUUUCCUACUGUGUGAUGCUUAGCGCGCACGCGGGCAUUUCUGGCUAUGGUUAUCUUUGAAGACGGAGGACCGCAAAGAACUUUCUUUAUUUUGGCUUGUUCAUGCGGUUUUUGAAAUGCACCAUAUCGUUUGUGGUCUUCCAAGCAAUCUCUGGAUUAACUACUGACUCUCUGUGGCGCAGCGCAUUGGACACAUAAGAGAGAAAAAUGCUGGCCUGCGUUCUGCUUCUCUGCUCAGUUUUCGUCCUUGCCAGUUCUCAAGACGUCGGGGCCUCUGUGACCACAACGGGUGGAUCUUGCGGGUCGCUGUGUUCCUGCGAAGAGCGCGACGGAGUUUUAUAUAUGAACUGCGAGAAGAGAAACAUUAGCAGGAUAUCGCAAAUCAAAGUGCCAUCCACUUUGCCUUUCCAUUUGAAUCUGUACAGAAACGACCUAGUGGAGUUGCAGGCCGAGGACAUGGACAACUUCAACAAUGCGAUCACAUUGCACCUGGGCGGCAAUAGCAUUCAGGAGCUGGAGCCAGGAGUGUUCGCCGCCCUGGGCUCCCUGAAGAAACUGCACAUCAACAGCAAUUUCCUGGUCAUGCUGCGGGAGGACACAUUUCAGGGCCUGGUGAAUUUGGAGUACCUCCAGGCGGACACAAACUCCAUCCAAGUGGUGGAGCCAGGGGCCUUCAGCAAGCUCGUCCGCCUCAAAGUCCUGAUCCUCAACGACAACGCCAUCGAGUUCCUUCCCGCCAACAUCUUCCGCUUCGUGCCCCUGACCCACUUGGAUCUCCGCGGCAACCGCUUGCAGACGCUGCCCUACGUCGGCUUCCUGGAGCACAUCGGACGCAUCAUGGAGCUGCUGCUGGAGGACAACGACUGGGUGUGCGACUGCGAGAUCCUCUACCUGAAGAUCUGGAUCGAGAACAUGCGCUCGCAGUCGUCCAUUGGCGAAGUGGUGUGCAGUAACCCGCUCCACCUCCGGGGGAACAUUUUGACGAAAGUGAAACGCGACGUGCUGUGCCCGUCUCACGCGGACAUCAACCUUGAAGAGCCAUCCAAGUCCCUUGAUAUGGUGGUGACACCAUCGUCUAAAGUAGCCCAAAUACCCGAGGCCAAAGAUGACGCAAAGAUUCCAACACCAGCUCAAGUUCCCGAGAUGUCUUGCAUCCCCCAGUGUUCCUGUCACAAUCAUCCCAUCGCGGGGUUUUUAAUCCACUGUCAAGACAGAGGCAUCCAAAGGAUAUCUGAUCUUGGAGUACUUCAACAAAGCCCCACCAAACUUGUUCUGACUGGAAACAUGAUACAAAGGCUCUUGAAGUAUGACUUUGUUACAUAUGAUAGCCUAGAACUGCUAAACUUGGCAAACAACCAAAUUGAUUACGUUGAGAAUGAGACAUUCCUGAGUUUGAGUAAUUUAAAGAAAUUAUAUCUGAAUGGCAACAGAAUAGAGAAACUGACCCCAACUAUGUUUGUUGGCCUCCACAACCUUGAGUACCUUUAUUUGGAAUAUAAUAUGAUUAAAGACAUUCAACCAGGCACGUUCAAUCCACUGCCAAAUCUGAAACUGCUGUCCAUAAAUAACAACCAGUUAAGCACACUUCCUGCACAGAUCUUCCGGAAUGUUCCCCUUACGAAACUAAACCUUCGGAAGAAUCUGUUCAUGCACCUGUCUGUGAGCAAUGUGCUCGACCAACUUGAUGCCCUCGAGCAGAUUUACCUCGAGGACAACCCAUGGGACUGCAGCUGUGACUUAGUCAGCCUCAAGCAAUGGGUCGAGAAACUGGACAAGGAUACGAUCAUAGGCACCAUCCUGUGCCAAACGCCCAAGAAGGCGGCCAAGGCCGAUCUUAGGACCCUAAGGACCGAGGUCUUGUGCCCGGGCCUGGUCACUUACUACUCCUUGCCUACGGAUACAGACAGCAUCCAGACAACCAUUGCACCAAACGGCCAAGCUCAGGGGUUCUUCAACUCCCUGAUGGACACCGUUCCCCUGUCGGUGUUGAUCCUGAGCCUCCUCGUCCUCUUCUUGACGGUCAUCUUCUGUGCGGCCGGCGUGGCCGUGUUUGUGCUGCACCGGCGCCGCCGGCGGACCAAGAAGAAGCAGGCGGAGGAGCAGCCGCGCGAGAGCAGCCCCAUCCACCUCCACUACAGCAUGUACGGCCAGAAGACCACGCACCACGUGGCCGCCCCGCGCCACAGCACCGGCAUGUACGACGAGACCUCGCACAGCCCCGUCAUCCAGGUGUGCCGCAACCCCACCUACUGCGCCCAGCACAAGGACUACGAGUCAGAGCACGAGUACGACCAGGACGACGCCAAGCACCACCUGUGCCACAGCAUCCUGGACAAGGAGAGCCACUCGCCGCUGAGCGGCGGUGGGGGGCCGCCCCACCUCAAGUUCAAGGCCGUGACGGAGUACCCGACCGAGUUCGUGACCCUGGGGGACACGAGCGCUCUGUACAAGAACGUCCUGGAGAGGGAGCGGGAGCUGCAGCAGCUGAGCAUCACGGAGUACCUCAGGAAGAACAUCUCCCAGCUGCAGCCAGGGCUGGACAUGCAGGUCCCCGGGCACCACAAGGAGCUCAAGCUCAUGGAGACGCUCAUGUACACCCGGCCCAGGAAGGUCAUGGUGGAGCAGACUAAAAACGAGUACUUUGAACUCAAAGCAAACCUUCACACGGAGCCCGACUACUUGGAAGUACUGGAGCACCAAACAGCUUUCAAGUGAGGUAAUGACAAAGAAAAUAAGUCAAGGAAAUGUGUAAAAUAUAUAGAGAAAAAAAUCUAAUUUCUUGGUUUCAUGUUUAACACUCCAAGUGCCUUCUCUAAAUUAUUCUGCGGUAAAACUGUACUACCUGAAAGUUCUUGACAUUUUGUUUUCAGCUUGGCAACUUAUGCUGAGCCACACAGGGCAGACACAAUGUUUAAUUUAUUGUUGUUCUUCUCCUUCAGAGAGUGCACUGCUCCCAAGGGACACUUAGCCCUAAUACCUGUCUGUGUUAGCCCAGCAAGUAGAUACAUGGUGUCAUCACAUUCUACUUAUGGCAAGGGUCCAGUUUUCCAUGCACUCUUCCUGGGCACCUCUUUACAAGUUUUUUUUUAACGUUUAGCCAUAAUGCGCAUGUGCCACGUGCCACAUAGUUUAUAGAAUUCCAACCGUCAUGCAGAUGUGUAAAACCUCAUUGCUGAGCUCAUUCAUUUGGCUUAUUCAUGAACAAGUUGCAUUGUCCUCAUGGUUUUUCUGUUGCUUUUAUACUUAGUGGUUGGUCUGCAGAGUCUAUUUAUUUUUCAGUAACGGCUGAAAGAAAGACACUUAUUUUAUAAAAAGAUUCAGAUUUUUUCCCCCUAACAGCUCUGUGUAAUUAUGAUAAGAACAUUGCAACUCUCAGAAAUGUCAUUUUGAAGACAGUGCAUGACAAUCAAAUGUCCUUUUAAAGAAAAUAUAUCAGUUUUCCUUUUGAAAAAUACCUUUGAAGGAUCAUUACUGGUUUGUAUUGAUAAUGCUUAUUAUGAUGAUUUUGCAUAUACAAAGCUAUCUGACAGUUUUCUCACAGCAUGGGUCCUAUCCAGGAUGUAUUUUCACAUCAUUAUUUGGUUUGCAAAAGCCAAGUAUAUUCAGCCUUGAAAAUGUUGUACUGUAC
Molecule: messenger RNA, 3901 nt
Organism: Alosa sapidissima (American shad)
Lineage: Eukaryota; Metazoa; Chordata; Actinopteri; Clupeiformes; Clupeidae
Gene: slitrk6
Product: SLIT and NTRK-like family, member 6
Exons: 2
Coding region: 481-2988 (835 amino acids)
Biological process (GO): regulation of presynapse assembly; positive regulation of synapse assembly; axonogenesis
Cellular component (GO): membrane
Molecular function (GO): protein binding
Source: RefSeq, a predicted model, not a curated record